CAGGUAGAGACGCAGGGACGCAAAAUCGGUAUCCCUCGUUGCGCAGAAGGAUCGAAGGUGGCCUGGUUCGAGUUUUCGGACCUCUGCAACAAGGCCUUGGGGGCAGCUGAUUACCUUGCCAUCGGCCGCGCCUUCCACACUGUCUUCCUGGCAGACAUCCCCAAGCUCACAAUGCAAGAGAGGGAUCAAGUACGUAGGUUCAUCACCUUGAUUGACUCGCUUUACGAAUGUCAUACGAAGGUGGUGUGCACCGCAGAGCUGGAUCCAAUUCCCCUGUUUGACGUCUCUGAGGAGGAGCGCAAGACAUCAAUAGCAGAUGAGAUCUUUGCGUGGGACCGGACAGUAAGCCGGCUCAUGGAGAUGCAGUCGACGGCCUACAUGGCCACCGCUCCAACGACCGUCAAAAAGUGA
This is a messenger RNA of Symbiodinium pilosum, 411 nucleotides long. The record is from the annotation of a GenBank genome assembly. Lineage: Eukaryota; Dinophyceae; Suessiales; Symbiodiniaceae.